AUGUCCUUCUCCAGCCUUGUCCAGGACCUGUCCAUUCGCGACGCCAACGGCAACCCCCGCCGCCGCGCCGAGGUCUCCUUUGACGACUCCGCCUCGCGCUCCUCCCACGUCUCCCGCGCCAUGUCCUACACCAGCACCGCCGCCACCAGCGUCAGCAUCUCUGGCGAGAUCUCCAGCCAGCUGCAUGGAGGCUACAGCCACCCCCUCGCGCGCGCGUGGCAGGCCGAGCGCCAGCUCACCAAGUCCAUGCUCAUCUACCCUCUCUUCGUGUCCGACCAAGACGACGAGGACACCCCCAUUGCCGCCCUGCCGGGGCAGCGCCGCUUCGGCCUGAACCGCCUCGUUCCCUUCCUUGAGCCUCUCGUGCACAAGGGCCUGCGCUCCGUCAUUCUCUUCGGCGUGCCCCUGAAGCCCGGCACCAAGGACCAGCUCGGCACCGCCGCCGACGACCCAGAGGGCCCUGUCGUCCGCAGCAUCCGUCUCCUGCGCCAGCGCUUCCCUCAGCUGUACAUUACCGCCGACGUCUGCCUCUGCGAGUACACCUCGCACGGCCACUGCGGCAUCCUGCGCGACGACGGCAGCCUCAACAACGCCAUGUCCGUCGACCGUAUCUCGGACGUCGCCGUUGCCUAUGCCCAGGCCGGCGCGCACUGCGUGGCCCCCUCCGACAUGAACGACGGCCGCAUCCGCGCCAUCAAGCUCAAGCUCAUCGAGGAGGGCCUGUCGCACCGCACCAUGCUCAUGUCCUACGCCGCCAAGUUCUCCGGCUGCCUGUACGGCCCCUUCCGCGAGGCGGCGGGCUCCUGCCCGUCCUUUGGCGACCGCAAGUGCUACCAGCUGCCGCCGGGCGGCCGCGGCCUGGCUCGCCGUGCCAUUGUGCGCGACAUCAACGAGGGUGCCGACGUCAUCAUGGUCAAGCCGGCCGGCCAGUACUUGGACAUUAUCAGCGACGCCAAGGAACUCGGCAGAGACCUGCCCAUUGCCGCCUACCAGGUCAGCGGCGAGUUUGCCAUGCUGCACGCCGCUGCCAAAGCGGGUGUCUUUGACCUCAAGACGGCCGCCCUCGAGGCCCACGACAGCAUCCUCCGUGCGGGUGCCACCAUCAUUAUCAGCUACUUCACGCCGGAGCUGCUUGACUGGCUGGACUAA
This is a messenger RNA of Sporothrix schenckii 1099-18, 1149 nucleotides long. RefSeq names its product porphobilinogen synthase. Gene Ontology annotation, biological process: heme biosynthetic process. Bases 1 to 1149 code for a protein of 382 amino acids. The record is from RefSeq and is a predicted model, not a curated record. The transcript has a single exon. Lineage: Eukaryota; Fungi; Ascomycota; Sordariomycetes; Ophiostomatales; Ophiostomataceae. Gene Ontology annotation, molecular function: zinc ion binding; porphobilinogen synthase activity. Gene Ontology annotation, cellular component: cytosol.